Spirodela intermedia is the source of this 792-nucleotide messenger RNA. The record is from the annotation of a GenBank genome assembly. NCBI's taxonomy places the organism in Eukaryota, Viridiplantae, Streptophyta, Magnoliopsida, Alismatales, Araceae.
AUGGCGGCGGAAGAAUCCGGCAGCUCGGCGGGGCACCCCCUUCUGGGCCGCGUGGCCAUCGUCACCGGCGGGGCGGGGGAAAUCGGUGGCGCCAUCGCCGCCCACCUCGCCGCCCUCGGCGCUCACGUCGUGAUCAGCUACUUCUCCGGGUCCGGCCAGGCCGACCGCCUCGUGGGGGAGAUCAACGCAUCCCCGUCGCCUUCGCGGGCGAUCGCCGUCAAGGCAGACGUCUCCAAGGCGGCGGAUGUGAAGGCCCUGUUCGACGCGGCGGAGGAGACCUUCGGCGGCGCCGCACACAUCCUCGUCGCUUGCGCCGGCGUGCUGGACUCCAAGUACCCGACGCUGGCGGCCACGCCGGAGGAGGAUUGGGACAAGGCCUUCGCCGUGAACGCGAAGGGGACCUUUCUGUGCUGCCGCGAGGCGGCGAACCGGCUGGUUCGCGGCGGCGGAGGGAGGAUCGUCACCAUCUCGACGGGGCUGGUGAAGGCGCUGCAGCCGCACUUCGCGGCGUACACAGCAUCGAAGGCGGCGGUGGAGGCGACGACGAAGAUCUUGGCGAAGGAGCUGCGGGGGACGCAGAUAACGGCCAACUGCGUGGCGCCGGGGCCGAUGGACACGGAGAUGUUCCACACGGGGUUGACGGAGGACAUCGUGAAGAUGAUAGUGGGGAUGGUCACUCUGGGAAGGCUGGGAAAGCCGGAGGAGAUCGCCGCCGUGGUGGGCUUCCUCACCACUGACGCCGGCGGGUGGGUUCACGGCCAGGUCAUCGGCGCCAACGGCGGCUUCAUCUGA